Messenger RNA from Poecilia latipinna (sailfin molly), 4221 nucleotides. Its product is annotated as integrin alpha-L. The transcript has 31 exons. Gene Ontology annotation, cellular component: external side of plasma membrane; integrin complex. Gene Ontology annotation, biological process: cell-matrix adhesion; cell adhesion mediated by integrin; cell-cell adhesion. Lineage: Eukaryota; Metazoa; Chordata; Actinopteri; Cyprinodontiformes; Poeciliidae. The record is from RefSeq and is a predicted model, not a curated record. Bases 623 to 4168 code for a protein of 1181 amino acids. Gene Ontology annotation, molecular function: integrin binding.
UUGGAAGUUACCGAAGUCAUGCAGAAAAUGUUUUUCAGUUCACAAAUCAUGUUUUGCACACAUAAGUAUCCAAAGUUACACACAAGCAGACUUACACAGUUUACAAAGGCACAAAUAUUUAUUUUCUCUCACCAUCACUUCCAGGUUGGUGGUGAGUUUGUUUUACAUCAAGAGGAGGUUUGAAAGUUUAUUGUGAAAAAAAGUGGCUGAUCUGUGAGCCCGCCCAAAAGACUUGGCAUUUAUGGGCAUUUUUCAAGAAAAAGGCUUUUGCAAACCUAAACAGAGCUGAAACAUGUUUAGCCAACAACAUUCACACAUGAAAAGAUGUCUUUACGGGGAAGAUGUUUCCAUUUUAAACAUUUUAAGUCCCUUUAAAAUAAAACCAACACAAUCUGAACCAAGUGGAGAGUUUUAUUGAAAGAGAAAUAAUUAGAAAUGUUCUAUGACAGUGGGAAGUAUUGGGGAUCGAAGUCAUUUUAUGCAGCUGUGAAUGGGGCUCUGUGCAAUAGCGGAAGUGUCCCACCCACCUGCUGAGGAAACAGCCUCGUUUUUCAACACGCACUCCAACUACUGCACACUGACACAGAAAGGCGCUGUCUGUAGAGUCUGAAUUCACGCCAAGAUGUACGCGCCACGGCGCUUCAAUCUGCUCAUCUACAUAAUAUUGGCAGCUGCAGCCAUCCCAACUACUUCAGCUUUCAAUGUUGACACAACAAACCCUUCCUUUUAUAAAGGCGAGCAGAAAGAUUUCUUUGGAUACAAGGUGCUCCAGUACAAGUCGCCCAAGGACAAAGGGGUGAUUGUUACUGCACCGCUGCAGCAAAAUGGAUCAGGGGGCAUCUCCAAGUACGGCCAAGAUGAGACUCCAUUAUGGUUCAAUGGUUCUUCACAUCCGUAUUCAGCCAAGCAUCUCGGCUUGUCAAUAACCAUGGACACAGAAUCCCGGUUUAUUGCCUGCAGUCCAAGCCUCGCUCAUCCAUGCGAUGAGAACGUCUACCUGAACAGUCUGUGUUACAACUUCACACAUGAUUUUGAGCUGCUGUCUUCUUUCAAGCCUUUGUUCCAAAAAUGCAUAAAAAAGGCUGUAGAUCUUGUGUUUCUGUUUGAUGGAUCCGAGAGCAUGACCGGCACAGAAUUUGAACAAAAUAAAAAAUUCAUAAUAGGCAUGAUGGACAGCCUUAAAAAUACAUCUAUCAAGUUUGCAGCAGUUCAGUUCUCAACAACUUACAGAACAGUGUUCAACUUUAAGGAUUACGUUGAUGGUAAGGCUGAAGGCAAACUUAUGAAAGAAGAGCAUAUGAAGGGUCUAACCAACACAUACAAGGCCCUUAACUUUACACUGUACGAACUCUUGGAAAAUAAAGCAGCAGGAGCCUCAAAAGAUGCAAAUAAAGCUGUGGUGAUAAUCACAGAUGGAGAUCCAAGUGAACUGGAUAAAACUUACAGGAGUGUUGAAACCUAUAACAGCAAAGAAAUCAUUCGAGUUGUUAUUGGGGUUAAGAUUAAAGAUCAUCAAUUCGACAAAUUAAGAACAAUUGCAUCAGAGCCAAAAGAAAAAAAUGUCUUCAAAAUUACAAACUAUGAUGGACUUACUGGACUACUGGAAAAUUUUCAAAAACAAAUCUUCGCUAUUGAAGGAUCUAAUGGGACUCGAUCUGAAGAACUGAGUAAUGAAAUGGCACAAAGUGGAUUCAGUGCCGUCUCACACAAGGACACCUUGAUUCUGGCCUCAGUGGGUUCAAAGACUUGGCGUGGGACUCUCAAUGAUUACCAGAAUAAAAACAAGGCGAUAAUAGACCCAGAAAUGCAAGAGGCCUCCUACAUGGGAUACUCUCUUUCUGUUGGAGAAAGAAAUGGCACUUCUUUGUAUUUCACGGGCGCCCCACGUUUCAACCACAUGGGAGAGGUUGUAGUUUUUCGACGUGAUGAAGACAAGUGGCCAAUAGUCCAAAGAUUAACUGUGGACCAGAUUGGUUCCUAUUUUGGUGCGGAGCUGUGCUCUGUGGACAUCGACUCAGACGGUAACACUGAUUUCCUGCUGGUUGGCGCUCCAAUGUUUUUCCUUCCCGAGGAGAGAAAAGAAGGGUCGAUCUACGUCUACGCCCUGUCUGAUAAGAUCGACCUAAUGAGUGUGCUUCACGUGAAAGCACCGUCCAUGGGCAGAUUUGGCACCACCAUAUCCAGUCUUUCAGAUCUGAAUGGAGAUGGUCUCCGCGAUGUUGCAGUGGGAGCCCCCCUGGAAGAGAACAACGCCGGAGCGGUCUACAUCUACCUUGGACAAAAAGACACCGGGAUGCGCAACAUUUCCAGCCAGAGAAUCAUGGGAGCGCAAUUUGAUCCUGGAUUGAGAUUUUUUGGUCAGUCCAUCAAUGGAGACAUUGAUCUCGGAGAGGAUCAAUUGCCAGAUAUUGUGGUGGGAUCCCAAGGUGCUGCUGUUGUCUUGAGGUCCAAACCUGUAUUAGAUGUCAAGGCUAAGCUGUCAUUUGAUCCCAGUGUGAUAAGCAUUCAGAAUAUCAACUGCUUGGACAAGACGGAGGACAAACCUUUACCAAUGACUAACAUAACAGCUUGCUUUGAAAUGGUAGAAGUAACAAACAGCACUACAGGGCCAGGAAUCGAGAUCUCAUUCAUGCUCAUUGUGGAUCCAAUGAGGCUAUCAAAUCGAGGUUUCUUCAUUGAAAAUGAAGCAAAGAGCCGGAAUAUUACACAAACCCAUGAGCUGACGGACAAGGAAACAUGCUUCAACUAUUCCAUCUCCAUGAAUAAAUGCAUACAAGACACAUUAUCUCCUGUCAACAUCAAGUUAAACUUUUCCCAAGAUGCCCAGGAGAAUUCAACAGCCAUUCUUAACAUAGACAGCCAAAGACGAGCUAUGGUUGAGGUUCCUUUCGAAAAACGCUGUGAAAAAGAAAUCUGCAUUGCUGAUCUUAAAGUGGAUUUUGAUUUUCUGUCUAAGGAACUAUUGGUGACAAAAGAAACCACCAUCAAAAUAUGGAUAAAACUCCAUAAUAGGGCUGAUGACUCAUACAACACCAGCCUGACGAUGCUCUACCCCGAAGGCCUCUCUUUCUCAAUGUUGGAUCAAACGGGGAACAAGAAACUAACUCAAAUCUGCGCGGAUCAAGAAAAACUUAAUGAAACCGUUUGUGGGAUAAGCCUUCCUGUAUAUCGCAGCAAAUCCUCUGCUGUUUUUACUGCUUCUUUUCGCAUCAAAGAUUUUGAGUGGAAUGACACAAUGCUGAUGACAGUCUUUGCAAAAAGUGAAAAUUCAAACUCCAGCGAGAGUUCUUCUAUGACCAAAAGUAUUCCUGUAAAAUAUUCUGUUGAAAUGACAACAUCAGUAAAUGACACAUCUGUUGAGAACCUGGAGUUCACUCCAGAAAAUUAUAAAGCACAAAAAAUGAUAACUGUAUACAAGAUAUACAAUGCAGGUUUUAAGGAUUUUCCCAUCAACGUGUCCCUCUUCUUCCAAGAGCAACUGGAACACGACUUUGAAAUUAAAAACUAUACAGUUAUUGUCGAGCCUAACAAUACACAGUGCUCAAAAAUGUCCACCCCAAAAGCUGAGGACUGCCCAUGGAAAGAAAACUGUGUGGCCAUAAAAUGCGAUACAUUUAUGUUAAAAAACUAUUCAAAUGUUUACGUUUCCCUGUUGGGGGAUGUGCAUUUCCGAAAUCUGGAAAACUACGAAUCGAAUAUGCCCUUUCUGAAAAAAUAUACUGGAGUCCACGGAGAGGUCAAAUUUAACAGCACUAUAAAAGUUCACUAUAAUGGUACUAGAUACGUGCUGUCUUCCCAGAAAAACGAGAAAAACAAGAACUACACAGUGCAACAAUCAGCUACAGUUACAGUUGAGUUUAAGGUGCCUCAAUAUAGAUAUCUGAUCAUUGCGACUGGAGUGGUACUGGGAUUUAUCCUUCUGAUCAUACUCACAGUCAUCAUGUGGAAGUGCGGCUGCUUCAAGAGGAAAACCAUUGAGGAUUUCGAAGAGAAAAAGGCUGACUUCCCUGCUCAGACAAAAACCUCAUCUGUGCCAUCUCAUAAUAAAUCUGAACAAGUGGAAGAGGAAAAGAAACCUCUUAAUGCGGACGAGGACAAAGUCAAACCCUCAGCUAUUACUGAGGGCCAAACCAGCUCAAACGUGGCGAAAGUUGGGACUAAAAUUUAGAGGUUAUUUUGGAUUUUUAUAAAGUUUUUUUUCUUCUUUUUAUUAUUUUUUUU